Messenger RNA from Meloidogyne enterolobii, 803 nucleotides. NCBI's taxonomy places the organism in Eukaryota, Metazoa, Nematoda, Chromadorea, Rhabditida, Meloidogynidae. The record is from the annotation of a GenBank genome assembly.
UAAUGCUCUGCUAUUGGCCUAUAGCCCAAAAUUGCCCUUCUGGCUUUUCCUCUAAGACAUUGAAUCAAAUAGUGGGCCUUCAGCCCGUUAUCAAUAUUCAAACAAUCCACUGUUCGCUCAAAAGCCUGCCAAAACUCAGGCCAACGUAGAGUAUCUCCGUAAAAUUCUGGCAAUCUAGUUCUCGGAAGAUGAGGAGGAAGCACCUGCUCACUUCUAACUGGGACUCGUUCUGCAUUUAUAUUUCUGCGGACUUCAUUUGUCCGAUUUAAGCCAACUCCUAUUUCCUCUGAGAUCUCUGACUGCGUACUACGAGCAUCAGAACCUUCAGCAAGAACAAUUUCUAUGUCAUCGAUAGCCUCUCUUCCUGAGUCUAUCCAUUCUAAAAAAUGCCGUUCCUCUAUGGCAUAUCUAGCAAAAACACCUUCUUCGGCAACUCUUUCAUUUGCCGGUAAAUCUUUAAUGUAUUUCUCCCAUUUCUCAACUUUUUCCUCCACAAAAUUAAUUGCCCGACGAAUUUUAACUGCCAUUCUUUGGAGUAACUCAAUUCCUUCUUCAGUGCGUUCAGUGGCAUCUAUAACAGGCCUUACCUCUUCAAGGUAUUUUUUCAACCGUACUAUGGAUGGCGCAAUAGUACUUCUAAUCGUCCCUGACAUUUUUAUUUUUUUUUAUUUAUUUUAUUCUAAUAUUUCCCAAUUAAUCUCUUUUUUAAAUCCUUUUUUUGCCGAGCUUUUCAAAUCUUAUCUCUUCCAAUAAAUUUUUUUUUACUGGGCCUUCCUUUUCACGGCUCUUCCAAUCAAUUUAGC